Anisakis simplex (herring worm) is the source of this 516-nucleotide messenger RNA. NCBI's taxonomy places the organism in Eukaryota, Metazoa, Nematoda, Chromadorea, Rhabditida, Anisakidae. The record is from the annotation of a GenBank genome assembly.
AUGCCCGUACAAGAGUGGACCCCAGCACCGAAUACGGACACGGCAAUGUCGCUGCCUCGAUACUAUUACUACACUACAGUAUCCCCCGGCUUGGUGACGUCAUCAACUACAGUAUCCCCUAGACCGAUGACGUCAUCAGUGCCUCUUUUCAGUGCUGCCGCUGCCGCUGCUAAUGUAGCGAACGCUACCGCGUCCAAAAGUAGUUCCACUCACAAACGAAAGGGAGCAAAUGACGUGUUUCUGCAGUGUUGCAGAGCGCAUCGAGUGGAUCAUGCUUGCGAGUCGAGAUGUAAUUUCGAUGUAAUGACAAAGAAAGUGGUCAGUUCCCUAUUAUCACUGCAAUCAANGCGGAAUAUCCCCGAUUACAGAUGCUCUGACUUCAAAUAUUCGUUGAUUUGGGAAUACGUUUGCGAGCUUGCCGUCGACAUAGCUUUAUUCAACCACAUUAAUAAAGGAGGAUUAUUCCCGAGGGGUCGGAAGGGGAGCCAAGGGGGUAAUUUGCCCCCCCCCCCCUAA